Messenger RNA from Paramecium octaurelia, 336 nucleotides. The record is from the annotation of a GenBank genome assembly. NCBI's taxonomy places the organism in Eukaryota, Ciliophora, Oligohymenophorea, Peniculida, Parameciidae.
AAUCAUUAAACGAACUUUACAAAAAACACACCCUUUGCCCUACAAAACCACUCUCCCAUCCUCCCUUUAUCUCCCUGAAAUUACUUAAAAUAUGUAUACAAUUCACAAAGCCAGAAUCUCUAAAUCACAAGAAGAUCACAAAGCAACAUCCAUUUUGAACUAUUUACAUUGCAGUAUUAUAAUAAAACUUGUUGCAAAGAGGUUCUGCUUUAACAAUUGUAAAAAGAAAAAUUAUGGAAAAUUGAAUUUCAAUAAAGAGAACUCUACAAUUUAUUCUUAUGUCAAGCAUCAAAAAAGGGGAGAAUUACUAGGUAAUACAUGAUGUCUCCAGAUCAU